Magallana angulata is the source of this 1215-nucleotide messenger RNA. RefSeq names its product multiple epidermal growth factor-like domains protein 10. Bases 715 to 1215 code for a protein of 166 amino acids. The transcript has 4 exons. Gene Ontology annotation, molecular function: scavenger receptor activity; zinc ion binding. NCBI's taxonomy places the organism in Eukaryota, Metazoa, Mollusca, Bivalvia, Ostreida, Ostreidae. The record is from RefSeq and is a predicted model, not a curated record.
UAAUGGAUUGAUUGAUACAUAUGAUGUGCAAAGAUUGAUGCAUGCCACUGUCAACAAUUCUUUACGUCAGUAUCCCGUUUUAAAUACCAAGCCAUAUAUUGACCAUUUAUCCGACUUAAUCACUACCGUGCAAAGAAAAACUAUUUAUUAGCAGAAGAAGAGACUUCUAAAUACAUAUAUACAAAUCUAGAGAACAUUAAACAUUUCUUCUUUCUAAGGUUAAGGCAGAUGUGCGUGUAUCUGUCGACUUUGAAGAGAGUAGAUGGAAUUUGGUUUUCGACUUUUGUUAUACCCGAACCACAAAUGUUAACAAGAAUAUAGACAACAGGCAAAUUCAUCAGUUAUAGUUAAAACAAUACACGUUUUAGGCUUAUGUAGGUCAUACUGUAUUUACUUUUUGGGGGAAGUAAAAAGGGAAUUAUAUUUUUUACUGUUACAUAAUCUUGAUUAAGCGAAUCCUUAGUUCUUUUAUAAAUGGCAAUUAUCACGUUUGCUAUCUAUGAAAUCUGGUGUAAAUUAUUAUGAUGUUGAUAUAUUAUAAUCAUUAUCAAUGAACCAUCUAUUUAACUGAACUCUCAUUUCCUUAUUUUAAUAACACCAAAGUCAAUUUUAUUUUAAAAUUGUAUUAUACAAGGAAACGGACACAUUAAGUCAAAUGAUUAACACAAUGCCUCAAGGAACUCAAUCUUAUUGAAACCACAAGAAAAAGUUAAAAUGGAAACUUUAUUGACGUUGUGCAUUGCAACAGUGACAGUUCUGGGACGUUUUGGAACGAACUCGACAAACAACUGUGAUAGCCUAAAUGGAACCAGAUGUUGCUCUGGGUACAUAUGGGAUUCCUUGAAAGAACAGUGCAUAAAUUGUAAAGAAGGAUAUACAGGAAUGCACUGUACAAUUGCAUGUCCUUUCCCUUCAUAUGGACUAAACUGUCAGUCGACAUGUAGUUGUACUGAUGAAGACUGUAAUUAUGUCACUGGAUGUAAACAUCUUGCUGGAGAUGUGUUAAAUCAUACAACAGACAAAUCAUCAAGAUUCAACAAAUCAGUCUCCAAUAUUCCAAACAUUACUCCAAAACGUGAACCAUCUGCCAACAAUCGUUCCUUUUUAUUUUCAAUGAUUGUAGUUAUUGCAGUGCUAAUCAUCAUAUUUGUUAUUUUCCUUUACACUCAGCUUUUUGAAAGCGACGAGUUGUCGUUAAUUUGUGACCAACUAUAA